Messenger RNA from Punica granatum (pomegranate), 706 nucleotides. The record is from RefSeq and is a predicted model, not a curated record. Lineage: Eukaryota; Viridiplantae; Streptophyta; Magnoliopsida; Myrtales; Lythraceae.
GUCAAAAAUUUCCCUGCUAGUCGCAAACCCUAGAAGCGGCACAGCUACAGGACACGACUCACCUACCGGAAGAGAGGGAAGGGAGAAAAUGGUGCAGCGGCUGACCUACCGGAAGCGGCACAGCUACGCCACUAGGUCGAACCAGCACCGGGUCGUCAAAACCCCUGGUGGGAAGCUUGUUUACCAGAGCACCAAGAAGAGAGCCAGUGGCCCCAAGUGCCCUGUCACCGGCAAGAGGAUUCAGGGGAUUCCUCACUUGAGGCCUGCUGAAUACAAGAGGUCAAGAUUACCUAGGAAUCGCCGAACUGUGAACCGUGCAUAUGGUGGAGUUUUGUCUGGAGGAGCUGUCAGAGAGAGGAUCAUCCGUGCCUUUUUGGUGGAAGAGCAAAAGAUCGUGAAGAAAGUCUUGAAGAUGCAGAAGGCCAAGGAAAAGCUCGCCGGCAAGAGCUAAAGUGGAAUGACAGAUUCAGCAUGAUCUGAGAGUAAUUUUGGCUCUUCCUUAAUGGAUCGAUCUUUGAAAGUAAUGUGAGGUGUUGGGAUGGAUUAUUGGCUGGUUUGGAGCGUUCCGUCAAGUACUUUCACUUUGUCGACUAGUCCACUUUCGCUCAGGUUUUGUUUUCUUUCCAUUGAAUUGCUUGUCUGAUGGAUACUGUGAAACAUCUUUAUGAAGUUUAUAUCAUGUUAUAUUAGAUCCACUUCCUUGAAA